UCUAGAUGCUUGUUCCUGCAUUAUGGACCUCCCCGUUGCCAGUCAAGGUAUAAACGGCCCUCACGGUAGACUCGGUCCACCGGAGAUCCUGCCAUCCGAAAUAGACAGCAUGGAUCAGGAAAUUGGAACGGGGACAUUCGGCAAGGUCGUGCGCGGAAAAUGUCGUGGAAAGGACGUCGCCAUCAAGGUCCUGCACAAACCAAUCAACGACAGAAAAACACUCAUCGCAUUCAAGCAAGAAGUGGAAAUCAUGAGCACGAUUUUCCAUCCUAACAUCUGUCUAUUUAUGGGCGCUUGCACGCAGCCGGGAAACUUCUUCAUCGUGUCAGAAUUCCUCACAGGGGGUAAUGUGGAAAAGCUGCUGCACGAUCCGACGGUGAAAUUGUCCCUGUACCGGCGGAUGUGCAUGGCCAAGGACGCGGCGCUCGGCAUGAACUGGCUCCACUGCAGCAAGCCCAGCGUGAUCCACAGAGACCUGAAGACAUCCAAUUUGCUGAUCGACGAGAAUGGGCGCGUCAAGCUGUGCGACUUCGGGCUGUCUCAGCUGAUGAAUCCGGGACAGCACCUGAAGGACUCGGAAAGCGUGAAGGGUACACCGCUGUGGAUGGCGCCGGAGGUGAUGCAGUUUAGAGCUUUUAACGAAAAGAGCGACAUUUACAGUUUCGGUAUCGUGCUUUGGGAGCUUCUCACGCGUCGACAGCCGUUCGUCCACCAUAGUGACUACAAGACUUUUCGCUUUGCUGUUUGCAAGAGGGAUGAGCGUCCGCUGAUAUCCCCGAGCGUGGAGCCGAGGCUCAAGUCCCUUAUAGAGCGCUGUUGGGACCCCAAUCCCGAGAAGCGCCCGUCGACCGUGGAAAUCCUCAAGGAGCUGGACAUCAUCUUGAUCAACGUUGCCAUCAAGGACAGCUACGGUAGGAUCUUCUGGACUCAGAAUUUUCGCAACAGCGAACAGUUUUCGGACGCGCCUUGGAACAUUUUCGCACUCGAACUUCUGCGUUUCUUGACCUUGCCCAUCCCGGACCCUUCCGACCACGAAAACCAAACUGUGCUCAACUUGAAAUGCCUCAAAGCGCUUCUUUUGAAAAAAAACAGGUCUUCGGAUUGUGUCAACAUUCAAGACUUCGGCCGCAUUCUUUCUCUAUUCGGGCCCAUCGCCUGUCCCGACGAGAACAACCGGACCUUCUUGGACAGAAUCUACCACACUCUCCGAAACGAGUGGUUCCACGGAGACAUCGACAAGGACAGCGCGGAGGCCCUUCUCAGUGGAAAGCUUCCGGAGACGUUCCUGGUUCGCUUCUCGAGCGUAGAAGGGUUUUUCACGAUCAGCUACAUCACAACCGACAACAUCAUCAAGCACCAGCGUGUUUGUCGUAAAUCGCCUACGCAGUACGUCAUCGGCAACCGGGAGUACGAGUCUCUCAGUGCCUUGGUACACGGAGAAGGACUUCGCUAUCCAUGUCCGGGAAAUGUCUAUCAAAGAAUUUUCAAAGAGAAACCUCAGUUUGGAUAUGUCGAAUUAACUAAAUAAAGUUUUUUUUUAAAUAUA
Molecule: messenger RNA, 1546 nt
Organism: Schistocerca gregaria
Lineage: Eukaryota; Metazoa; Arthropoda; Insecta; Orthoptera; Acrididae
Product: dual specificity protein kinase shkC-like
Exons: 4
Coding region: 23-1528 (501 amino acids)
Biological process (GO): protein phosphorylation
Molecular function (GO): ATP binding; protein kinase activity
Source: RefSeq, a predicted model, not a curated record